CCUGGAGCCGCGAAGCCACGCAUGGGCGGGCAGAGACCUGUCACGUGGCGGGGAGCACCGCCCCCUCCGCCCCGCUCCGGAGGCGGCGGCCAUGGCGGCCAAGCGGCGCACCGACGAGAUGCGGGACCGCGUGGUGCUGGGCGAGUUCGGCGUCCGCAACGUUCACACCACCGACUUCCCCGGCAACUACUCCGGGUACGAUGACGCGUGGGACCAGCGGCGCUUCGAGCAGGCGUUCCGCGUGGACGUGAUCCGCGAGGAGGGGGACGAGCUAGAGUUCGACAUGGUGGGCAUCGACGCCGCCAUCGCCAACGCCUUCCGCCGCAUCCUGCUCGCCGAGGUGCCAACAAUGGCUGUAGAGAAAGUCUUUGUGUACAACAACACAUCCAUUGUGCAGGAUGAAAUUCUGGCUCAUCGCUUGGGCCUCAUCCCUAUACGAGCAGACCCACGACUCUUCGAAUAUAGAAACCAAGGAGAUGAGGAAGGCACAGAAAUUGAUACUCUGCAAUUCCAGCUGAAAAUAAAAUGUAGCCGAAACUCUCAGGCAGCCAAGGAAUCAUCUGAUCCUAAUGAAUUAUAUUUCAAUCACAAAGUGUACAGUAAACAUAUGACAUGGGUGCCCCUGGGGAAUCAGACAGACCUCUUUCCAGAUGCUGACUUCCGACCUGUUCAUGAUGACAUCCUCAUUGCACUACUGCGACCUGGCCAGGAAAUAGAUGUGCUUAUGCACUGUGUCAAGGGUAUAGGUAAAGAUCAUGCCAAGUUUUCUCCUGUGGCCACAGCUAGUUAUCGACUGCUUCCUGACAUUACGCUCCUGCAGCCUAUUGAGGAUGAGGCAGCCGAGUUGUUGCAGAAGUGCUUUUCCCCUGGAGUCAUUGAGAUCCAGAAUGUCAAGGGAAAAAAGGUGGCAAGAGUAGCCAAUGCACGGCUGGACACAUUCAGCAGAGAAGUUUUCCGACAUGAGAGUCUGAAAAACCUUGUGCGCCUGGCAAGAGUACGGAAUCAUUACAUCUUUUCAGUGGAGUCAACGGGUAUCUUGCCUCCAGAUGUGCUGGUGAGUGAAGCCAUCAAGAUCCUGAUGGGAAAAUGCCAACGCUUCCUGAAUGAGCUGGACUCAGUACCUAUGGAGUGAGCAGGCUGGGAAGCGUAUCCCUGCACUGUUGUUCUGGCCUUCCACCACCUGCCUGCAGGGGCAAUUCCUCUUGCAAUGGCAAGAGGAGCAAGAUGGGCUUGUUAAAGAGUCCUAGAACCACUUCUUUGGAUUUGCUGUUAGUAAUGCGCCUCAGUGAGGAGAUGCACUAAAAUAAAGGCUUUUCAUUACCGCUG
Molecule: messenger RNA, 1326 nt
Organism: Melopsittacus undulatus (budgerigar)
Lineage: Eukaryota; Metazoa; Chordata; Aves; Psittaciformes; Psittaculidae
Gene: POLR1C
Product: RNA polymerase I and III subunit C
Exons: 9
Coding region: 92-1132 (346 amino acids)
Biological process (GO): DNA-templated transcription
Cellular component (GO): RNA polymerase III complex; RNA polymerase I complex
Molecular function (GO): protein dimerization activity; DNA binding
Source: RefSeq, a predicted model, not a curated record